AUGGAUAGAAAUUAUUUAGACCGUCGAUCAUACUCGUGGUCCGGAAACCCUAGAUCGUACAUAUGUGAUUUUUGCGAGAGAGGUUUCUCCAACGCACAAGCUUUAGGUGGGCACAUGAACAUCCACCGUAAGGACAGGGCAAAACUCCGACAAGCUGUCUUAAACGACGGAUCUUCUCUUUCUUCUAGUCUUGAGAACAUCGAUACCGAUCCAUUAGCGAUGAACAAUUUUCCUGUUCCGGAUGCAAGUUCCGUAACUUUAUCGCAACGAUGUGGAUCGGAAUUCGUAGAACGACCUUUUUUCUUCGAUAUAAUGAACGAUACGAUCGACGUAACAGAAGAAUCGGAAGGGAAGAAAAGUUCCGGGGAAGAUGAAGACAAGAAGAUGAUGAUAUUUCAUGAGGGUUCAUCCCAAAGUGCAGAAGUAUUAGAUCUCGAGCUUCGUCUAGGGUUAGAUCCUUACAAGAACUCGACAAGGAGGAGUUAUGUGGAAAGGUAAUUAAUUCCAAACUAUAUUAUACAUUUUUUUGCCAUUCAUUGUACAUAUAUAUAUAUAUAUAUAUAUUCCCCGUGGAUCCUCUUGCUGU
This is a messenger RNA of Tarenaya hassleriana, 586 nucleotides long. Its product is annotated as transcriptional regulator TAC1. Lineage: Eukaryota; Viridiplantae; Streptophyta; Magnoliopsida; Brassicales; Cleomaceae. The record is from RefSeq and is a predicted model, not a curated record. The transcript has a single exon. The coding region runs from base 1 to 498 and encodes 165 amino acids.